ACCUACAGAGGAGUGAGGAGGGUAGGACUGUGCGUGGAGGGUGGCAUCACUGCACGCAAGGCACACUCAGUCAUGGCCGGUCAUAGCUGCUGUCUCAUACACACUUUCGGCUCGGAUAUCCCUUGAACGAGGUGUGGAGUUAGUGUGAACCCGAGAAUCGGCGGAGUCGCCCGAACAUGCCCGAGCAAAGUAACGAUUAUCGAGUGGUCGUGUUCGGCGCGGGAGGAGUGGGCAAAAGCUCACUGGUCCUCAGGUUCGUCAAGGGAACGUUCCGGGAGUCCUACAUUCCCACCAUCGAAGACACCUACAGACAGGUGAUCAGCUGCAACAAAAACAUAUGUACACUCCAGAUAACGGAUACUACAGGGUCUCAUCAGUUCCCAGCCAUGCAGAGGUUGUCUAUAUCCAAGGGACACGCGUUCAUACUCGUCUACUCCGUAACCUCGCGGCAGUCUUUGGAGGAGCUCCGACCCAUCUGGGAGGUAAUCAGAGAAACCAAGGGGCCGAACGAGCUACAAUCAAUUCCUGUGAUGCUUGUUGGAAACAAGUGUGAUGAAAAUGAAAACCGCGAGGUGGCAGCGUCCGAGGGAGAGGCUGAGUCAGCGCGAUGGGGCUGUCACUUCAUGGAGACCUCGGCUAAGACCAACCACAAUGUCAAGGAACUCUUCCAGGAGUUACUCAACCUCGAAAAGAAUAGAAAUAUAUCACUCCAACUUGAAAAGAAGUCACAACUAAAAGGCACCAAAAAAAUACGGGAAAAAUGCUCCAUUAUGUAAAAAAAGAAAAAGAAAACAACUAAUCCUAGCUUUAAUUAGAGUAAUUUAAAACUUAACAUUUACCUAACUAUAUUAUAGUGUAAGUUGACAGUGAGAAUCAGAGAAGUAAAUUAUAUCCAUAUUGAUAUUGAUAUUGACAGCAAGCAGUUAAAUGAAGUUCUAUUUAAUUCAUUCAGGAUGGAUUAAGAACCUGGAUACUAAAACAUGUAAAUGAAAUAUAAAUUAUAUCAAUUUUUCACUUUGUGAAUUAAAGAUAUAUUCUUGUUUCUUUUACAAUUACUACAGACAGUAGUCUUCAUGGUUCUACAAUGAUCUGAUUGCAGUUUUUUAAUCGAGUUACUUUGGGUAAUGAGACAACCUCCUCCUGACAAAAAGAAAGUUACAUUGAAAAAUACAACGUCAUAAAUUCACAAAUAAAUCUGAAUUACAUAAAAUAAAAAUUAUAAUCUUGAUAGCUAUGAUGGAAUACUGUGAAUAUUGUGUUUGAAUAUUGUAAGGUAUUAAUGUCAUAAACUAGUCUUACUAUCUCCAGUCAAGGCUCAAACUUUAAUAUACAUUCAAAAAUUUUGCACAAAUAACGUGUAUACUGUAAUUGGUUGAUGUGGUUAAGGUUUUUUUGUUUUUAUCCUGAUAUCCAAGCCUAAAAGUGAUUAGUGAAGCAGCUAUAGGGACUUUAAAAUGAAUAUAAUAACGUUUCCACAUCUUUUAGAUUAAAUAAAAGUUUUGUGAUAAUCUUUUUACUUCGAGCAGCUGAUUGUGACCAUGUUUAGAAGCUUUAAAUUCAUUUUUAAGAUUUGAAAGUAUUAAUUAAAGUGUUAUAAAGGCCAAUGUGGCAAAUAAAAUGUAACUAAAAUGUAUUUUUCUUGUGCUUAUACAUUUAUAAUAAUAAGGUAAAAUUAUCAUUUCACCCUUUGCACUCCUCAGUCCCUAAGAGGUGGACAUGGUGCUUUACCUGUUGCACUCUGUGAAUUCUCGGCGCAGCUGUGUCUGUACACUCCUCAGUCCACUUCUUAUGGCCCAAGGUCAUGUUCUCUACUACACUGAAUAUAGAUGGUGCCAGAUGUCUGUUCCACUCUGACAUGUUAUUCACAAUCACAACAGGUGAUUUUAAAGGGGCAUUUUAAAAGGACAAUUUUAAAUGAUCGUUUUAUGCUAAAGCGUUGCUUUCAUUUUUCUCUUAUUAAUUAUUUAAUAUAUUUUGCAUGGAUUUAAAAAUCAAAGUCUUAGAUGUAUUUCUUUAAAGGUAAAAAGCAAAAUUACUACAAGCAAAUCCACAGAUAUAAGUAGUUAAUUUUAAGGCAAAUUUUAAUGUUAUUUAUAAAAAGUACUAAAUAAUUAAAGAAUUGCCAAAAUGUUCAAACAAUUUUUAAGUCAGUAUUGGUUUGUAAUGCGUUGUUUCGACUUUUACCAACUUAGAACAUUUCAAACAUUCAGUGACAAUUAAUUCAGUUUGUCUCUUAUCAUUUUAAUAAAAUAACUAUCAAUUUUGCUUUAUAAAAUUUCUGCUCUACUUUCCAACAUAGCUAUGUAGAAAUGAAUUUUAAAAAUAAAAAUAAUCAAUCUGAAAAUGUAUAUCAUAUGGAGAUAUUGAUUUAAUGUAGAGAUUAGUUCACAAAACUAAAAUUAUUUCUGAAUUUCUCACGAUUUACUAAUGUAUAAUUUACUAAUAUUUAUUAUGUAUAGUGUAUAUAUAGGUGUUUAAAAAGUCUGGGUACGGCUUAAUAUUUUACAAACCAUAGCAGAUAACAUCUAUAAACUUUGCACAGUGUCAUAUGGCUAUGUAAACUAUUUUUCCUUGCUAUUACCAUGACAUGCCAACCAUGGGGGGACGACCCACAGAAGAAAACAUGGAAACCUUAAAUUAUUUAGAACUACGUCAUCAAACUGUGACAAAAUAUCUGAACGAAAAUAACAUACAAGCAAAAACAAGAAUCUCAUUGGUUGUCACAACAACGAUAACUCACUGGAAGGUAAUUGUUUGGGUUUGUUUAAAUAGUCAUGAGUCACCCAGCUGAUAAUUGCCAGCUGAGUUUCAGCGGGCAAUCAUCUUACAAAACAGACUUCAAAAAUAUUAUUUCAUAUUUAUUACUGCUGUUUUACAUUAAAUAAGUGGCAUAAAAAUUAAUAAAACUAUUUAAAAAAUAUUUUAUUCAUCUAUUAUAGUCUAGUCAUCAAUAGAAAGGGAAUUUUAUUUUGUAUUUUAAGAAACAGAUAAAUAACAUUUCCCCCCAAAAAUUGUAUAAUCUUGUUGAUUAUAUAGUUUAGAAUCAGCCAAGAUAUGGCAGAACAUUAUAUAUAUAUAUAUAACAGAAUUAUUUACAAAAAAUGUAAUAUAGUUAAAUGUCACUGUCCAUAAGAGGUGGCCAGAGGAGUGCAAAUCACAAGUACUGUCAUGCGGACGGGGAGUGCAAAGGAUUAAAAUUAGUAUGGAAUUUACCAUAGAGGUUUAGGAGGAAAUGUAAAAAAAAAUUAUUUACUUGUCUAAUGAAUAGUAUAAGUCCAGUUCACAUCCAUGUAGACUCAAUUUUGACAAAAAAUCAAACUUUGGAAAUCCCAAAAAGAAAAAGAAGAAACUAAAUUACAUGUAGGGCAUGAAACUUUCUUAAAGGAGCAUCUUAACUUUCAUACUAGAGAACUAUUUCAAUUACAAUUUUGUUAUUAUUUGUUAAAGUUGGUUUACAAUUAGUUAUUGCUUAUAUGGUGUUAAAUUUACCUCUCUGAUUAGACAAAAAGAAAGAGUUGUUGAGUAAUUAGAUCUAUUGUUAUUUAUACAAUAUAGCGUUUACAAGCUGCAUUAUUGUAACUUUUUUCCGCCUGUUUUAUGUCAUGUUUUGUACAGUUAGCUGAGGUUUUAAAUUGUUAGUGUUUGUAAAUAUGUAAUAAAAGUGGUAUUAGAUAUUUAUUGAUUGAUAAUUGAUUAUUGUAUCUGUUAGAUAUUAUGUAUAUAUCGAAAAUGUUGUUUUGCAUUUUAAGUGUGAACCCAUUGUAUAGAAAUUUGCCUGUUUUGCUAUUUUAUUCUAGGCAACUUUUAUAAAAUAACAUUUUUGCUUAUAUUUGACUUUAUUAUUCCAAGAUCUGUAUUCCAAGUUAAUGUUAAAUGCACUUAGUGUUUGAGACAAUAUAAAAUAGUACCUCUUAUUACAAAUAUUACAUAUUAAAAGUAUUCAUCGUAGUAAUAGAUUUGAAAAAUUUGAGGGAUCCAGUGAUAUCAGUUUAUCUAAAUUAAUCAAUUGGAUAAAAUUUUGAAUUCUCUUGUUCAUUUAUAGUGUACUAAAUUAUGUUUUUAUUUAAGAGAGGUUUUCAAUAUCCAAAUAUUGCAAUGUAUUGUACUUAGAAAGUUAAUUUGGUUUUUUCUUUUAAAUUUGACAGUUUAUAUCUGAAAAAAUUCAAUACAGUUACAAAAUCAUAAUUAUACCUACUCCUUGAGUCCACAGGCAUGAAUGAGGAUAUUAGGUUUCAAGAUACAGCAAACUGGAGUGUAAAAGCUCCUUAAUCUAAUAUUUUACUGCUAAAAUUUCACAUACAUUUUGAAGAUUAAAAAAAAUUGUAAUCACUCAUGUUUCUAAAACAUUUUCAAAUAAAGAUGUGCUGGUCCAAAUGAAGUUACUUACUUUAAAAAGUAUUGCAUUUUGAACACUUAAAUGUUAAAAUCCUACUUUCUAACAUAAUUGGUAUCAGCAAAAAGCGGAGAAAAAUAGUAACUUAUCUUAUCUGAUUGGAAUGCCCUGGAGGUGUAAGAACUGUAUGAUAAUAUUUAAUUGAGUAAUACUGAGCUGCAACUCUAAGCUUGUAAGACUGUAAUUAUGUUGUCUAUACUGAUUAAAAGAAUUAUUUUGUAGAAAAGCUUGUGGCUCUUUCUCUGUAGUUUAUGGAACUGUCAAAACAAAUUUUUAACUGUUAAUUAGAAAAUUAAUAGCCAAUUAAUAAAUAAAAUGUUUCCUCAUUGAAAAUCUAGCACCAAUGUAAAAAUUUCUUUCAGAUUGUUUAAAUAUAGUGUACUCUUACACAGAGGAUAUGACAGUGUAUUGUGUUAUACCAAAAGUAAAAAAACCUAUAUGAAAUGAAUUGUUUAUCACAAAUAGUGGCUGUUAUUUAUUAACAUCUUCACUGCGGUUCUAUCAUUCGUACUCUCUAUCUGAUUACUGUGCCAUAAGACGUCUGUCGCAGUCAACAUGGUAAAAGAUUAUAUCAUAAGUAAUGAAUAAUAUAACCAGAAACAACUGUUUAAGAGAUUCCUAAAUUUUUAUAAGUGACCCAGUUUGAGCAAGUGUUGUUUUUUCUGUAAUUAAAAAAAUUAAGGACAUUAAAUUCUUGGUAAUUAUAUAGUUUAAGGACACCCAAUAUUUGUUCUAAUAAUUGUUCUGAACUCCUCUUAUAUCUAAUGCAUACUAAUGUAGAAAGGGAACAUUUAGGGUGAGGAAACAUGAAAUAAGCAAGUUAUGACAGAAAAUAAAGAACCUUGGGUGGACAGGUUGGUCUUGGGUAGGACGGUCAGCCGUGGGGUAAGUCUGACAGCAGGUUAUGUGAGUUUCUAUUAAUAUAUUUUUCUGUGGUGGCAGUCCUUUCAUGUUGGUCACCCUGAUAUCCGUGGACUUCCCCUAUCUUGUAUCACCCACCGAGAACCCUAUUCCCAUUUUUUUUAUUUUAAGUAGUAUUCGGUCAAAUUUGGCUUGUUAUUAUUAAUAAUUUGUCAGUAGUUAAUUCCUAACUAAAAUUCAUAAUUCGUGGUUAUAAUGACAGUUUACGUAGUCAGGUAUAUUUUUAAGAUGGUUUUAGAUUGUUUGUUUAGGUGUCUUUAAACUCUAUACUUACCAAGUUCUUUGUUACAAGUGUGAACUAUUUCUGUAAAGUAGUUCUGAAAGUGUUGGCUGUAUUUAUUCAGUUGCAUCAAAACCAAUAUAAUUUUUCUCUGAUCAAAACAAUUAAAUAAAAGUUUUCAAAUUAUCUUCUUAAUACGCUCGGUUUAUUUUGGUUAAAUUUUCAAAUAUUUAGAUUGAAUACCACAGGUAUUAUAUUAUUCCUUAAAUCUUAAAACCUUAAAUUAAAGUGGUGUACUCAGAUUUUUAAAAAGUAAUUUCUAAAUUAUUUCGGGCAAAUGUGCCAAUCUGGAGUUUUACAGCUGAUAAACAAUAGAGCAAUGCCAUAAAAGUGUAUGAUUGUGAGUUAUGUCAAAUAUAAAUUAAUCAAUCAGUUCAUGUUAGAUUACUAAAGCUUGGUAAAAUUAUUUCCAAUAUAUUUUUUCUCUUCUAUCAUGAUUGUUGUGUGAUCUUUUGUGAGGUAGAACGGAUUGUAACACUCUUAACCCUCCUGGACUACACUCCUGCUUUUGUACUUUAAAAUAACUCUUCCAUUAAAACACUCAAUAGAAUAGGAUAAGU
This is a messenger RNA of Homalodisca vitripennis (glassy-winged sharpshooter), 6154 nucleotides long. Its product is annotated as GTP-binding protein Di-Ras2. Gene Ontology annotation, molecular function: GDP binding; GTPase activity; GTP binding. The record is from RefSeq and is a predicted model, not a curated record. The transcript has 4 exons. Bases 177 to 776 code for a protein of 199 amino acids. Gene Ontology annotation, biological process: signal transduction. NCBI's taxonomy places the organism in Eukaryota, Metazoa, Arthropoda, Insecta, Hemiptera, Cicadellidae. Gene Ontology annotation, cellular component: plasma membrane.